Molecule: messenger RNA, 640 nt
Organism: Penaeus indicus
Lineage: Eukaryota; Metazoa; Arthropoda; Malacostraca; Decapoda; Penaeidae
Product: transcription factor mef2A-like
Exons: 4
Coding region: 21-617 (198 amino acids)
Biological process (GO): protein homotetramerization
Molecular function (GO): cAMP response element binding protein binding
Source: RefSeq, a predicted model, not a curated record
CAUUUCUUCUCCAGUGCAAAAUGGCGACCCCGAGAAAAUUUCAGGAAAAGAUCGCGUUAUUACAACAAAAGGAAGCUGAGGGGAAGAUGGAAUAUGAUCAGAUUAUGAAUGAAGUCCAUGAGCUGACCAAAGGGCAGAAGACUUGCAGCCGGCCUAAAGCCCAGCAGCACUUGCAGCCACAGCCCUCUCAUCAACAUCACCAACAGCACCCACAGCACCAACAGCACCCGCAGCAGCACCCCCAGCAGCAGCAACAUGCAUCACGGCCCACUCAAGGAGGCUCACUGCCCAACUUCUCAGUCAAUUUGCCGCAGGGUAGGGGGCCAGAAUUCUACCAGCAGGGGACACUCCAGGGUGCAAUGCAAGACCUUAGCAACCUCCAGCAGGAAAUCUACCCGAGCAUGCAACACCGGAUAGCUGUGUCCCCACAGAUGCAGCAGCAUCAUCAUCCACAACAAGUGGUGACCCCACCUCGACUCCACUACCACCCCACCCUGCUGUCACCUCCUCCUGAAGUGCUCUCUCGUUCAAGCUCCGACUCCUCACUGCACCAAAACCUGGUUCAAGGCAAGACGGUCAACAAUAGGAAAGGUGCGCUUGCUUCUAAAGCUUACUAGCAUUUUUGACUUAAUAAAUAACU